AUGGUUGCAGGCGGGGCUUACCAAUACAUGAACGUAAACGCAACUUACGUCGACAAUUUCGAUCUUUUGAAACAAACUUACGACCACUACGUCCACUAUGUGCUGGCAAAGAUAUUCGACAAGGAGAAGAAAGAGCAAGGCAAGCAUUUUUGUGAUGAGGAGAGGAAGGUGCUCCAGACCGCCCGAGAAAGGCUCAGGGAAAAACGCUACAAGUUUGCAGUCAAUAACAACUUUCCUAAACAAUACCUCGAGAUUAUCAAGUGCGUGCAGGCUCACAGCGAUGAUGAGUUUUACCCUUCCAAAUCCGUGUACAUCGUCAAGAAGCUUCCCUUUCGAUCCCGAUCGGCCGAUAUAUUUUUCCGCCGCCUCGAUGAAGUCAUGAAACAAUCGUCGCUUGAAGAAGGUCGACGUGAUCAAAGCAGACGACGAAUCCGCGUCAAAGACGCCCCAAAUACUGUUUUUCCCAAAGCACCCAAAGGACUGCCGAUCAACUUCUACGACGCAGAGUGGUUCAACGAGAAACUCCCUGCACAGCGCCAAAACCUGGCCAACAUCGACGCAGUGGCUUUCCUCUCAAACCCCAACGACUCUCUUAGAUUCAAAGACCCAAUUGAAAAGCUCUCAAACAAGAGAUUUGCUGAAGAACGAUGGGACGACGCCACAAAGCCGUACAACAUGGACUUCCUGACUCCCAAAGAACAAGACUCCGACUCCGACGAUGAAGACGGGGACAGUGAUUAUGGCGAGAGCAUUGAUUUGGAGAAAACCGAUGGGGAAGAUGAUGACGAGGAAGAGGAGGAGGAGGAAGAGGAGGAAGAGGACGCAGAUGAUGAUGUCAACAUGAGAGGAGAAGCCGAUGAAAACUUUGAGGAGUUUGAUGACCCAGAGGCCGACAUGAAGAUGGAACACUACGGGAAGGGGUCUUAUUCGGGGGGGCUAAAUGAUGAGGAAUGGAACGCAUGGCAGUGA
Molecule: messenger RNA, 969 nt
Organism: Puccinia graminis f. sp. tritici CRL 75-36-700-3
Lineage: Eukaryota; Fungi; Basidiomycota; Pucciniomycetes; Pucciniales; Pucciniaceae
Exons: 2
Coding region: 1-969 (322 amino acids)
Source: RefSeq, a predicted model, not a curated record